AUGGACAACAAUAGUACAUCUGAAACAUCGAACAUUCCAAAAAGCUCGUCGACAUUAGCACAACCACGUAAAAAUCCAGUCUUUGUUACCCUACAAAAGAUUGGAACCGGAUUUACUUUCGUCAGACCGUCAGCUGCAACAGCAUCACAAAUACCGCAAAGAACUAAACAUAUCUCGUCAACAUCACUGCUGACGACAAAUAAAGUGGCACUAGCGAAUCCAGGUAAAACCUUAAGACCACAAACGCCAGUUUCAGCAAGUCCAUAUGACAACAAUGUGCAACAUUACAACACCACUAUUCAACAAAAAAAACAACAACCGAUAAAUCAAAUUGAUACAGUUAUUCCUACGAUCUCAAUCACCACUAAGAAAGCCCUUAAUAGACCGAACAAUAGCCGAAAACCCUCUAUUGCAGCUUCAUCUAUAACCAUUUCAAAGCAAAAAUCCAUCAAAAAAACCUGUAAGUACCGAGACUCUCUUAAUAAUAUCAACACUAAGUUGAGAAGUGUUUGAAGCUCCCGAAUCCUCAUUCAUUCAUUCUAUUCAUAGCCAGCGAAAGGCAGCCGAAGAUAU
Messenger RNA from Bradysia coprophila, 573 nucleotides. RefSeq lists its product as uncharacterized. The record is from RefSeq and is a predicted model, not a curated record. NCBI's taxonomy places the organism in Eukaryota, Metazoa, Arthropoda, Insecta, Diptera, Sciaridae.